UUUUUAUAUAAUCUUUAACAGGUUAAAGAUAUAAUCCUUUGUUCAAAAUAAAACUCAACAAAAUGCCAACUACCCCAGCUAAAGAUGCUCCCCAGCCCAUCUAUCUAAUCAACUUUGAGGCCUAUCUGCGACCCAAGCGACCGCAUAAGAUAAUGCCGUUGCAGUGCUUCGAUAGGCCGGAAAGACCUCAAACCCGAUGUGAGCAGUUCCAUAAGAUACUGCAGAGACUUAAGUUCCUGCGAUAUUUGCGCACGCAACGUGCGAGAUUUUCCAAGCGUCUGGAGCAGAUGCCAUUGCCCAGAUUUCUAAACUUCCUGCGUGCUCGCCAUGACGACGGCCUCUGCAAAUCGAAGACGGGCUUCGAGAUCUACUGCGAGAUGUCGAGCAUCCAUGGAUUCCAUGUAUUCGUCGGGGCUUGCACCUGGCAGCGUGUGCUCUGGUGGCUGCUCAUCUGCACGGCCAUACUUCUCUCCCUCCUCGUACUGAUCAUGUCCUAUAGCCUCUCUGCGGAGACGCCCACCAUAAGGUAUAUCGAGAGCAUGUUGCAGCCCAUUUCGGAGCAGUCGAUGAACUACCCGGCGUUGAGUAUAUGUAGUAUGAAUCGCAUAUCGAAAAGUCAGCUCAGGAUGAAGGAGUGGGCGUUGCCGGCACAGUCUUUGCCCUGGUUAACUAAGCACAAUUGGAGUCUGAAUGAGCAUGAAUGGAUAUCUGGCAACAUUAGCUGGUCUCAGCUGCUGGAGAACCUGGCUCCACGCACUUGUGAGUCUCAGGUCUUGGGUUGCCUGUGGCAGGGCCUAGUUCAAAGCUGCGAUCGGCUGCUCACCCCCAGCUGGAGCUACACUGAGGGUCGAUGUUGCACCUUCAACGGAACACCCAUCUACACAGCUGGCAAUCCGGCCAAGGGCUUAACCAUACGCCUUGCCAGCCAGCUAGAGGAUUAUGCCAGCUCACGACAUUCCGCAGCUGGUUUCCAGUUGCUGCUGCACGAGGCCCACUCUGGAAUUCAUGCAGCCACAGAACGUGCGCUCCUUCCACGAGGCACAGAGGCUCACGUCAUGUUGAGGUCUUACAGUACCCAUGCCACGCCCUAUAUUGACGGCUUAAAGCCAGCCAAAAGAGGCUGCUAUUUGAGCCAGGAGCGCCGGCUAUUCUACUAUCCAAAAUACAGCCAAGCGAAUUGCCUAGCAGAGUGUGAGAGCGAGCGGAUCCUUCAAGCUUGCAGCUGUGUGCAUCCCCACAUGCCGAGGCUUUCGCAAUGGCCUCUUUGUGAACUGGAACAGCUGAAAUGCCUGAGCGAAGUGGGUAAGUUGUUCCACUCAUGGAACAGAACAGAACAGAACGGGGAAGAUAUGGAAAGAAAAGGAAAGAACCAAAGGGGAACGAGCUGGGAUCAGUCGCAAAGCUUCUGCAAUUGCCUGCCAUCCUGCCAAUUCAAGCGCUAUGAAAUGCAAAUCGAUAUGGCAGCCCUGAAUGAGAGCUACCCGAUGUUUCAAGCUAAUCAUUAUAAUAUUUCCUUCUACAAGAACUUUAAUGGUUCGGACGAGGUUCUACUACAUGUAUACUUUGAUUCAUUUAACGAGGAGCGACUACGUUUAGAUGUCUAUGAGAAUUUUCUUACUUUUAUAGGUACCUUUGGCGGCAUCACCGGCCUAUUUAUGGGCUGCAGUUUCGUAUCUGUGUUCGAGCUGAUAUUCUUUGUGUGUGUGCGACCCACAUGUAACUGGCUAACUCGGCAGCAAAUACGCUACAGGCGACGUCGUCAGCAACGAGCUAAUGGCACGAAGGCUAAUUAG
This is a messenger RNA of Drosophila mojavensis, 1793 nucleotides long. Its product is annotated as pickpocket protein 11. Bases 63 to 1793 code for a protein of 576 amino acids. The record is from RefSeq and is a predicted model, not a curated record. Gene Ontology annotation, cellular component: membrane. Gene Ontology annotation, biological process: sodium ion transmembrane transport. The transcript has 4 exons. Gene Ontology annotation, molecular function: ligand-gated sodium channel activity. NCBI's taxonomy places the organism in Eukaryota, Metazoa, Arthropoda, Insecta, Diptera, Drosophilidae.